This is a messenger RNA of Sphaerulina musiva SO2202, 7907 nucleotides long. RefSeq lists its product as uncharacterized. The record is from RefSeq and is a predicted model, not a curated record. NCBI's taxonomy places the organism in Eukaryota, Fungi, Ascomycota, Dothideomycetes, Mycosphaerellales, Mycosphaerellaceae. The transcript has 2 exons. Bases 1 to 7854 code for a protein of 2617 amino acids. Gene Ontology annotation, molecular function: fatty acid synthase activity; oxidoreductase activity; phosphopantetheine binding. Gene Ontology annotation, biological process: fatty acid biosynthetic process; secondary metabolite biosynthetic process.
AUGACUUCGCAACACGCAGCAGAACCUAUAGCCAUCGUGGGCAUGGCAUGCAAUUUCCCCGGAGGAGCGGACAGUCCCGAGAAGUUCUGGGAAAUGCUCAAGAGCAAACGCAGUGCGUGGACGGAUACGGCACCUUCGGAUCGAUUCAACUUCGAUGCGCACUGGCACCCCAAGUCGGACACGAAUGGCACGUUCAAUAUCCACGGGGCGCACUUUCUGACGCAGGAUGUAGCGGCGUUUGAUGCUCCGUUCUUCAACAUUUCUGCUCCAGAAGCGAAGGCGAUCGAUCCGCAGCAACGAUUAACGUUGGAAAGCGUGUUCCAGGCCAUGGAGAGCGCUGGCAUUACCACCGAGAAGCUUGCAGGAAGCAGAACGUCGGUGUUUGUCAACUUGUAUAAUUUGGAUUAUUCGUACAUCACGACGCGGGACCCCGAGGAUAUCUCCAAGUAUCAGACGGUUGGCACCGGUAGCGCGUUGAUGGCGAACAGGAUCUCGUACUUUUUUGACCUCAGGGGUCCCUCGAUCACGCUUGACACGGGUUCCUCGGGGAGUCUGGUUGCUUUCCACGAAGCCUGCCAGAGCCUCAGGACAGGAGAAGCUACCACUGCUAUCGUCGCUGCGGCCACUAUCAUACUGGAUCCAUUACCCAUGGUGGGCAUGACACAUAUGAACUUUCUCUCUCCCGAAGGACGAUCCUUCACCUUUGACGAUCGCGCCUCUGGCUAUGGCCGUGGCGAAGGUGUCGCUGCGGUGAUCAUCAAACCUUUGAAAUUGGCACUGGCUGACGGAGAUCCGAUUCGAGCGAUUGCUCGCGCUUCAUACUGCAACCAAGACGGUCGCACCCCCGGCAUCACGAUGCCCUCGCAGCAGGCACAGAUGGAUCUGAUUCGCGGAGCGUACGAGUCCGCAGGGCUCAGCAUGGAAGACACGAUAUAUUGUGAAGCGCAUGGCACCGGCACUGCGGCGGGAGACCCCGUCGAGGUAUCAGCCAUUGGGUCGACAAUUGCUAAAUGCCUUCGGGAGAAGAGAGGCGGCCGUACGCUGGUCAUCGGAGCAGCCAAGAGCAACAUCGGACACCUGGAAAGCUGCGCCAACCUGGCCGGGCUCAUCAAGGUGGUGAUGAUGUUGGAAAAGGGGUGGAUUGUGCCGAAUUACGAUUUCCAACGACCCAACCCCGAGAUUGACUUGAAAGGGCUGAAUCUCGAGGUCGCCACUCAUCUUCAGCCGCUCGCCAAUCCAAGUGCCAUCUUCCUGCGAGCCUCCGUCAACGCAUUUGGCUACGGAGGCACCAAUGCGCACGUGAUUCUCGAUGACGCCCGAGGUUAUUUGCGUGCCCACCAGUUGGAGGAGUAUCUGGAACGAUUGCCUCCAAUGAAUGGAGAUGAUGGCCAUGAUGGAAUCAAUAACCACAAUGGACUCAAUGGUCAUAAUGGAGGUGAUGGCCACAAUGAAAUCAAGGGUCAUGAUGGAGAUGACGGCCAUAAUGGAAUCAAUGGUCAUGAUGGAAUUGAUGGCCAUGAGGGACUUAAUGGCCAGAAUGGAAUUGAUGGUCGUAAUGAAAGAGAUGGUCAUAAUGGACUCGUUGCCCAUAAUGGAAGCAGUGAAGAUGGAGAAGUUCCUGCUGACAAGACACGCAUCUUCAUGUUGAGCGCCAAGACGGCCCGAGCCUUGGCGGCACGAAAGAAAGCGAUUGCGAGCUACGUCCAAGACCACACUCGUUCCCGCCUGGAUCUGGACAGUCUGGCCUUCACUCUCAACACCCGCCGCACUCACUUUCUGCAUCGCGACUACGUCGUCGCAUCCACCCAAGAUGACUUGGUGCACGCUCUUCGGGGGCCAGCGCCCGCCAAAAGCGCAACGGCAGCGUCUGUUGGUGGGAAUGUGCCUCGGGUUGCCUUCUGCUUCACGGGCCAAGGUGCACAGUGGGCUCAGAUGGGCGUGGACCUGAUCGAGCAUUCGCCCCAUUUCCGGCACAGCUUGGAGCAAUGUGAAGCAGUCGUAACGGAGCUCGGGGCUUCCUGGUCUCUGUGGGAAGAGCUGCAUGCAUCAGCAGAUGUAACGCGCGUGAAUGAGGCGGAAUUGUCCCAGCCGUUGUGUACAGCCAUCCAGAUUGGCUUGGUGGAUAUGUUGUCGGUCGUGGGCAUCAAGCCGGAUGUCGUGUUUGGCCAUUCCAGCGGUGAAAUAGCCGCGGGAUAUGCCAGCGGUGCCCUCUCGCUCUACGGCGCAAUGAAAAUUGCAUAUUUUCGGGGAGUGUGCGCCUCUCGCAUCAAAGCCACCGCUGCUCCUACACAGCUUCAGGGGGCCAUGCUGGCAGUGGGACUGUCCCAAGACGCAGUCGAGACGUACCUGGAUGUCGUCCCUUCGAAGCUGGGACAGAUCGUGAUUGCUUGCGUCAACAGUUCUUCUAGCGUCACCCUCAGCGGUGAUGUCGCCGCCGUGGAAUAUGUGCACAAGCGUCUGACGGAAGGUGGCCACUUUGCGCGUCGGCUCCGUGUCGAUAUUGCCUACCACUCUCCGCACAUGCAGCGAAUUGCCCAAGCAUAUCAUGAAGCUCUGGGCGACUUGAAGACUCACGAACUCAAUUCUACCACCACAUUUGUUUCAUCCGUCCACGCCAUGGUCAUCGAGUCUUCUAGUCUGCUCGAUGCAGCGUACUGGGUAUCCAACCUGGUAUCUCAGGUCCAAUUCUCCGCAGCCGUCGAAACGCUCGUCCAGGAUGUCAUCAACCACAAAGAAGAAUGGCACAAGGUCUUGAUCAUGGAGCUCGGUCCUCAUCCUGCUCUCUCUGGUCCGAUGCGACAAACUCUACAGGAGGUGGCCGCCCCAGAACUGGACUACCAAAUCUUUCCCAGCUUAGUCCGUAACAGCAGCAGUACGCAUAGCAUAUUCAGCCUGAUUGGGUCAGUCUUCUGCGCUCGUGGCACACUCGACCUUUCGGCUGCCCAGCUCGGCGGUGAUACGCUCAAGGGGAAGCUGCUGCCGCGUGUGUUGACAGAUCUGCCGAGUUAUCCUUGGGAUCAUUCUGUCCAAUAUUGGCACGAGUCCCGCAUCAGCGCAGAGUACCGACUCCGAACGCGCCCCAAACAUCCACUUCUGGGAGUCCCUUCGAUCGAUUUCGACCACUUACAGCCAAGUUGGCGUCACAUCAUUCGGACUACGGAGCUGCCAUAUCUCAGAGGGCACGUCAUCCAAUCAGAUAUCUUGUAUCCAGCAGGAGGUUUCGUAGCAGCAGUCCUGCAGGCAUGUUAUGAACACUGGUUGGCUCUAGGCCACAUACACCCCAUCGAGCGAUAUGUUCUUGAAGAUGUUCUCAUCAAACAAGCACUGCCAAUUGCAGAUGACGGAGCUGGAGUCGAGAUGAAGACGAUACUGUUUCCUCGCUUCAAAAUGGCACAAGGAAUGAAGACGAGAGAUCUCCAAUACAACUUCGUCAUCCGCUCGUGUACGGUGGACGGGCAAUGGAGCGAGCACUGUGAGGGCAGUGCAAGGAUGCUUCUCAGUGACGGCAGCGGCACCACCACCACCACCACCACCACCAGGCAACAGACCACAUCUCAGAAGCUUCAAGCUUUCCAUAAAGCGGAAGCAGAAAUACCCACCUGGGUGCGUCGUACCAAACAGAAUUUGUACGCAGAUCUCCGUGGUAUCGGUUACUUUUACGAUGGCGCAUUCCAGGCUCUCGAUGAGGUGUUCACCAAACCAAACCAUGCCUUCGCCAUGCUGUCGAUACCGGAGACCUCGCGCUUCAUGCCGAUGGAGUAUGAACCACCCCAGACGCUCCAUCCUGCAACCAUUGAUGGAUUCUUUCAAGCGCCCUUGUGUGCAUUAUUCGAGGCUGAUCAGCUUCGGAACACCAUGGUUCCACAAAGGCUCGGUCGAUUGGAGGUUGACGCUCGUAUCCAUCACACUGCCGGAGUCAAGUUACUCAUCUCCACAUCAGCCGUGCUGAAAGGACACAGAUCAUGUGACGUCGAAUUCCAUGUGAAGAAUGAAGCAUGGCCGGACGACAUUCUGGUAUCGGGAGCAGACAUCGAGUAUAUCGGGCUUGGAAGUUGGCAAGAUGCUCAAGUGCAGCAGGAUCGUGCAGCUCUUUGCAAUAGAUUCGAGACUGGACCGGUAGUACGAUUUCUGCGACCUGGCGAGUUUCAGCGGCUGCUCGAAGUUGACGACAGCAACCAAGUCAAUGGGACUGUGAAUACUGGUGCAUUGGAAAACGCCGCUCUGUCGUAUAUUCGGACGGCCCUGGAGGCCCUGCAAAGUUGGAAGCCAACGAAUGAAACUCCACACCACCUGAUGAAGCUUUUUGAAUCGUUUAAGGAUGUACACGCGACCCGGGGAGGAGUUCAGAAGAGCUGUGACAUACAACCUGUGUCGAAAGCUCUCGUGAAUGGAAACCUCCACCUUCCUACUGCGAUGGAGGAACUCGUCCACCGCGUAGGACCACGCCUUGCUGAAAUCAUCAUCAUGGGAACACAAGAUCCAAAUGCAUUGUUGCAGCAGGACGAUCUUCUAGAUCGCGCUUUGCACGAGCAUAGGGGCCUGCAGAAAUGUCAGCAGUCUGUCCAACGCAUUGUGGAAGCCUUGUUGUUCGAGCAGCCGAAGCUACGUGUUCUCGAAUACGGCAACAUGAUUGCAGAACCAAGUCGAUAUUUGGCAGACAUCCUAAGCAGCCCAGAUGUCACAUACGAUUAUACAGGGCACCCGUCCGGUCUCUUCUCCAUCGCCUCGAGCCACGAUGCCACGGGGCAUGUUCACGUGAGAAGAAUGAACAUCGAGGAGGAGGAAUCAGAUGGGGAGGGCUAUGGUGACAGAAAAUACGACCUGGUCGUGCUAUCGAGCAGCCUACACUUGUGUGCCUCGAUUGAUAAAGCUUUGAGUAACAUCCGCCGUCUGCUGAACCCUCAUGGCGUUCUGGUCAUCCUUGAUGUUCUGGAGCCUCAGCUAUACCUGGACAUGGUUAUGGGCACACUUCCGCAAUGGUGGCGAGCGCAGGAAAACCAUCGUCAGGGUAGUCCUGUCCUGGAUUUACACGGCUUGGACUGUGCCCUGAAGCAGAACGGCUUCUCUGGUGCUGUAUUGAAGUCCGCACCUGAAAGUAUCUCGGCUUCCGCUACUACGCCGUAUGGCGUCGUGGCUACAUGCGUAGAACCAACUACUGGUUCGGGAGGAUCCCAAUAUCGCGUGCAUCUGCUUGCGACUAGCUCUGCGAUCCCUGUGGAGGACAGCUUGGUGGAGGCUGUCAAAACCCAGACUCUCCUGGACGUGGAGCAGUCCACAUUCGACAUUGCAGGUCAGGCUGGAUGUGUCUAUGUCAUUUUCGACGACGGACCUGAAGGACUACUCGAGAACCCCACAUCCGGUGCGUUUGCGGCCAUGAAACGCAUAGUGGCCUCUGCGCAGGGGAUUAUUUGGCUCACGCGUCGAACUGAUGUAACGUUAUCCAAUGCUCCAUUACCCAGCAGCGGCGUCGUCGGCCUGGCUCGGGUGGUCCGAACAGAAUAUCCUCUCCUACCGUUUCUUACUGUAGAACUUGGCAGCGAUCCGGCAGGGUACGAAAUGAGAAGGGUUGAUGCCGUGGUGAAGAUGCUCAAACAUCUGCAAACAAUAACCGCCAUCAGCACCGAAGCAGGCAGCAGUCUGGAUAGCGAGUUCUCCGAGGAAGAGGGUGCGUUGUGUGUCACACGACUCUUGGCUCAUGAACAUGCCAGCAAAUUUGUCUCUGGGGACACGGAACGACAGCUGGAACGGCGAUCCGAAAUGCAUGAUGAUAGCAGCCUGGGGAUCAAACGGCUGACUAUGGCGACAGCUGGACAGCUGAGCACGCUCUGCUGGGAGGCCAUUCAAGGCUCAUCCACUCCAAGUCUUCUCCCAGGGCCGGAAGAGCUUGCUAUUGAGGCGAGGGCAUUCGGUGUAACUCCGGGAGAUCUGAGGACGGCCCUCGUGGAUGGCGGACACCGAUCAUGGCUGGGUGCAUUCAGUGGUGUUGUGACUGCGAUAGGGUCCAGUCUGCAUGGCCAAUUCCACCUGGGUGACCAUGUGCUUGGUUAUCUUCCUGUCGGAUUUACCACCAGAGCAGUCGUAAAUGCUGCAGCGGUGCGCAAAACUUUACUCCCGUUUGAAGAAGCAGCCGCGAUCCCGGGACUGUACACUUCCAUCGCUUACGCCCUCACAAGCGUGGCGAAAGUGCGAGCUGGCGAAUUGGUAGUUGUCAGUAUUGAGUCUGGAUUGAUAAGAGACUUUGCGGUGCAAUACGCGAAGUAUCUGGGCGCUAGCGUGUUCAUUUUCGACGAUUCGGAAACGCUCACGGACGAACAAGGUAUCGAUAUCAUCCUAUGGCAUCAGUAUGCUGGCAAAAGUACUGGUCCAGGGUGCCGCGAUCUACGCUCCCGCCUGAGGUCGGGAGGACGCAUCAUUGAUAUAUCUUCUUUCGAUAACAGCGAAGAAAGUGCACCAGCUACCGAAUUGGCUGCAGGAAGCAAGAAUGUUACUUUCAUCUCGAUCGACUGGAACGACCUCGUGGUUUCGUCUGUGGGACUGGCUGGUGGUCAUCUACUCGAUGAGGCUCUGAUGGCAGUAGAGGCUUUGGGUAUUGACAUUCCCAUGUCCAGUCACUCUUGGGCAGAUGUUUUCACGGCGUUUCGAUCUCUGCAGCACGAUUCAUCGAGUGCAAAUCAUAUACUGAGGGUGGAAGCCCACAAGGAAGUUCCCGUGAUCGAUGCCACGAGACCAUUCCGACUGGUGCCAGAUGUCACCUAUCUGCUCGCUGGAGGCAUGGGCGGGCUGGGUCGAGCGAUUGUCGCAUGGAUGUAUGAGCACGGCGCGCGCAAUUUUGCCUUGAUGUCUCGCUCCACGCCCAUAGAUGGAUCAAAAGAGGCUGAAUGGCUGAGGAUCAUGAAUGCCCGCGGGUGCAAUGUCCAGUUGUUCACGUGCGACAUUUCGAGCGCUGAUGAGGUUCAGAGAGCACUUGGUAUCAUCGGCAGCAAGAUGCUUCCCAUUGGAGGGGUCAUACAAUCUGCCAUGGUGCUUCGGGAUGCCAUCUUCGAAAAUAUGACAGAAAAUGCAUGGGCGGCAACAGUGGAAGCGAAGAUCCAAGGCUCUCUCAACCUUCACCGUCUGGUAGCACAGCAAAAACAGCUGGGUUUCUUCAUCAUGCUGUCGUCGGUUGCUGGCAUUGUUGGUAACGCUGGUCAAGCGAAUUACGCCGCAGGCUGCGCAUUUCAAGAUGCACUUGCUCGGUACCGCAUCGCUCAAGGACUGCGAGCAACAUCGUUGGACCUGGGCAUGAUCCAAACUGCCGGCUACUUGGAGAAUAAUGUGCACGUUGCCGAAAGUCUGCUCAGGCAAGGAUUUCGUCCAGUCAAGCUGGAACAUGUCUUCCGCCUCCUUCGUUUUGCCAUGCAAGACCAGGCACAGCAUUCCCAGAUUGCCAUUGGGAUCCAAUAUGAUUACACAUCCGGAAGCGGAAACAACACGGCCAAACGCCCAGAAUUCCUACGCGAUGCACGAUUCCGUCACUUGGUCCGUCUGAGCGACAGCGCCAUAUCCCACAACGUGGCACACGCCAGCAUCAAAGACUCGCUUCGAGCCGCCGCAUCUCCUCAGGAAGCCCAUGCCAUGGUCACAGAAGCUUUGCUCCGCCUGCUCGCGGACAAAAUCGGCCUCUCUCGCGAGGAUGUGAGCAAAGACCAGAGCAUUAUUGAUCUGGGAGUGGAUAGUCUCGUCGCAGUAGAAAUCCGAACGUUUGUCAUACGAGAGCUGGAAUCGGAAAUCUCGACGGCUGAGUUAUUGGGGUCGGAUUCUAUCUCGAGCCAGGCUGAGAGAGUUGUUACGAGGCGGAAAAAAGUGAAUAUAUAGAAAGGAAAAGAAAAGAAAAGAAUAGCAGAGAGGGAAUGUUUCGUUCUCGGGAC